Capsicum annuum is the source of this 3442-nucleotide messenger RNA. RefSeq lists its product as uncharacterized. Lineage: Eukaryota; Viridiplantae; Streptophyta; Magnoliopsida; Solanales; Solanaceae. The record is from RefSeq and is a predicted model, not a curated record. Bases 327 to 3062 code for a protein of 911 amino acids. The transcript is spliced from 8 exons.
GGUACUUUUCUUUUCAAAUUAUUUUCAAUUUCCGAGAAAAAAUUGAACGCUUGAAUGGGAGCUCUGCAAAUUGUGAACAAAGAGAUUCAUCCCUUCUUCUUUCGCCUUUCUCGCAGCACAGAGAUAUCAAUAUAAACCGAAGGUUAAAGAAUGAAGUUCAGUUCGAGAAGAAAGGACUAGUGGAGAUCUGGAGAAGUAUGAUUCAGUUAGUUGAAACAUAACAUAGUUCACUACUUACAAAGGUGAUGCAGCUUAUAGAGGUGUGAGUGAUUAGCUUCAUGUGCAAAAAUAAGUAUGAAGUAGCUGGGAAUUGACAUAGCAAAUUUAUGCUUUCUGAAGCACUACAGCAGUCUUUCAUGGCUACCAAGCUUUCAUGCACAUCAUCUCUGCCCUGGAUUUGGGUGAUUGAAGCAUUGGCCAAUUCCAGUGAAAUAGACACAACUUUACUCAUCAAUUUGGUUAAGAGAACUCCUGAAAUCUCUGAUGAUCUGGGGAGAAAUGCAAGGGAAAUGGUUUCCUUGAGAGUUUUAGAGAGCUUAUUUGUCCGGAAAAACUCAGAUAUAAAUAAUGUCGCUUCAGUUCCAGGCGACAAAAUUGAAUUUGAUCCAUCAAUGGGUUGCGAAGAUGUUCUUCGUUGCAUAUUGUUGGAGGUGUCUGCAUCAGAUCUCAAAACAGUUACACCAGAUAUGUUAAGGUGGGAUGUUCGGUCUUUCAUUAUGAAAAAGAGAUCUCUCUUGCCAAAGUUCUGUUUGCAACAACUUAAGGAUGCCAUUCUGAAAUCGAAGAAUCCUUUUUCCACUUCCUUGAAAGAAAGAAGUGGGUUGGAGUUGAGGAACCACUCCAGAGACAGUGUUACUGCUGUUUCUGAUGGCAUUGAGCAGGGACAAGACAUCGGAGGUGUGAAUACCCGACAUGCUGCACCAAGUGAGAACUUGGAUACCUUUACCCCAGGCAACAAGAAUGGCCCUCGAGAAAAUCAGCCUGGAAGCACUCUGGUGCCUGUUAAGAGGAGUUUUAAUGCCCCUACUGCUUAUGAAAUAGAAGUUGAUGAAACUAAAGCCAUAUCAGAGAACAGUUCUGAUCUAUGUGCAAAGGCUGCCAAGAAGUUUAAGCAGGAUGUUGUUAGUCCCAUUCAGAACAGUGUUCCUGAUUUAAUAUCUCCUCAAAGAGAUGGAGUCCCGGCAGAACCACAUGGAGGAAGUCAACCUAUUGUUCGGAAAGGUAACUCGGAAGAUGAAGCUCAUGGUACCCUCAAAGCAAAUGAAUGCCUGAAGGAUGGUAGCAGUGAGCAUGCUGCAUCUGGAAGUGUUCUAUGUGGCGGUGACUCUAAUAUCAAUGAUUUCUUGCCUCAAAGAAUGAGUACAAACAAAAAGUUCCAAAAUAUUGGAAGUAGCAGACGUGGUUGUGCUGAACUGGGAAAAUCAGGUAGCUCUUCCCUGUUGGUUAUUCAACAGGAUUCGCGCACUUGUGGUUUCAAAGGUAAACUAGAUUGUAAUCUUCGGCAAGAUCUGCAAAAUGGUGAACCUUCUAAUGUAGACAAAGAGAAUAUCGAGCGAAGUCUUGAAUCUGAGUUCUCUAGUGAUACUGAUCAGUAUCACAAUGAGAGUACUGAUCUUGCUUCACAGAAAAAUGAUUUCUUGAACUCGCAAUAUGCUCAGUGUGAAGAUUCCUUGGCUACUGCUGAUUGUACAGAGCUUAACCUUUGUGCAAAGUGUAACGAAGGGGGAAACUUAUUUUUUUGUAGUUCUGAUACCUGUCCUUUAGUGGUUCAUGAAAGUUGCUUGGGUUCUGUACUCAACUUUGAUUACAAGGGGAACUUCUAUUGCCCCUUUUGUGCAUAUAGUCGAGCAAUUUGUGAGUACCAGGAAAGUAAGAAAAAGGUCUCAGUUGCUAGGAAAGAUUUGGCUGCAUUUAUUGGCUUGGGAGAUGGACAACGAUCAAAGAAAACACUACCUAGGUCACAAGGAAUGAAGAAGCAUCAAUCUCGAGAGGAUACGAAUCAACAACUGUGCCGCAAUGAGAAUGGGAAGAAUUCAUUGAAUGAGGUCAUACAAGCAGGAAGUGGUCCAGUCAACAGGAGUUCUGUCAGAGCUAGAGUCAUGCAAACCGGUGCACCUCAACCAGAGGUUUGUAUAGCCCACAAUGAAAAUGGGAGGAGUUCAUUGAAUGGGGCUUCAGAAGCAGGAAAUUCUCCAGCCGACAGGAGUUCUGUCGGGGCUCAAGUCAUGCAAACGGGUGCACCUCAACCAGAGUCUUCUCUACCUCACAAUCAAAAUGGGAGGAAUCCAUGUAAUGAGGUCACAGAAGCAUGUAGUUCUCCAGCCGACAAGAGUUCUAUGGGAGCUCAAGUCAUGCGAACUGGUUCACGUCAACCAGAGGCUUCUCUACCCUGCAAUAGAAAUGGGAAGAAUUCAUUGAAUGAGGUCACAGAAGUAGGAAGUGCUCCAGCUGACAGGAGUUCUGUGGGAGCUCAAGUCAUGCAAACCGAUUCACCUCAACCAGAGGCUUCUCUACCUGAACAAUGCUUAGUAGAUGGUCAACAGCCCAGCAAAUCACCUCGUAAAUGUCAUAGAUCUAGACAGAAUCAGUCCAGAGAGGAAGAAUUAUUAUGUCAUGAUGAGAAUAAAAACAAGAACUCUUUGGAGAAGGCUGAAGAAGCAGGAAGUCGUCCAUGCAAUAGAAAUUCUAUCAAAGCUGAAGCCAUGCAUAUCUAUCCACCUCAACCACGUGUUCCUCAUGAACAUGUGUGCCAAGGAAGUUCUUCUAUAGACGAAAGUUCUGAAGAAGAAGAUGAAAUAGGUUCCAAAUACCAUGUACAAUUUAGGAAUCCAGAAAAGAAGUACACCUCUCCCUGGAUUCCUCAAAUGAGGAGGAAGAAGCUCCCAUGGACAAAAAUAGAGGAGGAAACAUUAAAGGAGGGAUUACUACGAUUCUCACAUUAUCGUGAUAGAUGGAAGAGGAUUUUGGAAUUUGGAGGUGAUGUUUUCCUGAAAGGUCGGACAGCGGGGGACCUCAAGGAUAAGUGGAGAAACAUUAGCAAAGUGAUUGAGAAAGCAUCGUAAAGGUUUCUUAUUAAACUGGACUAUCUAUGUAUAUAGUUGUCUAAUGUUGUUGGCUGCUUAUUUUGGAAAAGCAUACUAUUGUGCAUAACACAAUUAGUGUUAAGAUGUGGCUAAAGUCUCUCUGAUGGUAGUUUUUGUUACGGUUGAGGUCUCUCGAGCCUUCUGUUGUUGUACCCCUGAUGUCCCCGUUAGAAGUUUUUUGGGAAUGAAGUAAGGUGAAGAAGCCAAAAUUAGAAAUUCCCAUGUAGCUUGCAGAAAAUAGCAUUUUGUUAUCCUUUUCUCUAGGUGAUGUUUAGAAAGACUUAAAACUGGUCUGCUUGUAAACUUCUGAAGAUGUAAUUACAACCUUCGUUUAGCUAGCGUAACACUUUGAUUGAUCC